UUUUGUUACUAACACAUUACAGAAUCUAGUUCAAAACUGCUACAUAGCCAUUCCAAUUAUGCAAAUUAAGCAUGAGUAGCCAACAACACAAUCUUAAAAUAUCACAAGCCACUGGAAUAGUUCGAGAUGAUCGAGGUGUUGCUUUUAUACCUGCCACCCAAAGACCUGAUGGUACAUGGAGAAAAGCACAAAGAGUAAAAGAAGGUUAUGUUCCAGAUGAAGACGUAAAGAGGUAUGAAACUUCUCGUGCUCGCAAUAGAAGAAAUGCUCCAGCUUGUCCUGGGUUGAGUCCUGAUUUUGUUGCCCCAAUUCAAACCAAGAAAUCAGUUCCUGGUUUCAGUUCUUCUUCCACUGAUGUAGAACUUCCUCUAAGCAAAGGAGCGAAGAAAAAUCUCAAGCGGAAAGAGCAGAGGUUGAAAAAGAAGGGCGAGCAAAAUGAAGUCCUCAUUCAGCAACAAUACAAUGAUUUAGUCACGGGUGAUAAGAAUGUUUCUGAAAUCACGGAAAAAUUAGCUACAAGCCAUGUCUCUUCCAGCAAUGCCUCCUCACUUACUGACACUGAAGCAGCUGCAAAAAAAAUUAAGAAUUUAAAAAAGAAAAUUCGUCAGAUAGAUGACUUGAAAGCAAAAAUCGAUUCUGGAGAGAUAUCAAAACCCGACAAAACGCAGCUUGAGAAAAUACAAAAACGUCAAGAAAUUAUUGAUGAACUAAAUAAAUUAGAGUCUUCAUGAAUUAGUUACUUUUUAUAGAAUGAAUUGUUCAUGUUCACUAACUUUUAUAGUUGUUUGAAUCAAUAUAGUUUAUGCGGGGUUGAGUAUUUUGCAAUAAACUACACCAACAAA
Messenger RNA from Ciona intestinalis (vase tunicate), 842 nucleotides. RefSeq names its product partner of Y14 and mago-like. Gene Ontology annotation, cellular component: cytoplasm; exon-exon junction complex. The record is from RefSeq and is a predicted model, not a curated record. Gene Ontology annotation, biological process: exon-exon junction complex disassembly. NCBI's taxonomy places the organism in Eukaryota, Metazoa, Chordata, Ascidiacea, Phlebobranchia, Cionidae. Gene Ontology annotation, molecular function: RNA binding.